Messenger RNA from Scatophagus argus, 3462 nucleotides. RefSeq lists its product as uncharacterized. NCBI's taxonomy places the organism in Eukaryota, Metazoa, Chordata, Actinopteri, Scatophagidae. Gene Ontology annotation, cellular component: nucleus; nucleoplasm. The transcript is spliced from 18 exons. Gene Ontology annotation, molecular function: ATP hydrolysis activity; zinc ion binding. The coding region runs from base 94 to 2760 and encodes 888 amino acids. The record is from RefSeq and is a predicted model, not a curated record.
ACUUCCUAUGCGAGGACGGUCCGCCCUUGGCGUUUUGUUACGUGCCUGCGCGCAGAGAAGAAGACAACAGGAGAAAACAGUCAGACGCGAAACAUGGCGAGGCUGAGCGAGCAUGGGAUUCGCCUGAGUUCCAUGAGUCCUUCCUUCCUGAACAGCAACUCCACAAGUCAUACCUGGCCCUUCAGCGCAGUUGCCGAAUUAAUAGACAAUGCCUCCGAUCCCGGCGUAUCCGCUAAACAGAUCUGGAUCGAUGUAGUAGAGGAAGCCGGCCACCCCUGUCUAACUUUCACUGAUAAUGGCAGCGGCAUGACCCCCAACAAACUACACAAGAUGCUCAGCUUUGGUUUUACAGAAAAGGGGUCAAGUAAGGCCAGUCAGCAAGCCAUCGGCGUGUACGGGAACGGUUUUAAGUCUGGCUCCAUGCGUCUGGGCCGCGACGCGCUCAUCUUCACCAAGAAUGGUGGCUGCCAGACUGUGGGAAUGCUGUCUCAGACCUACCUGGAAAACAUCAAGGCCCAGGCCGUCAUUGUUCCCAUCGUCCCCUUCAACCAACAAACCAAGUCUCUGGUGAUGACUGAGGACUCGGAGGCCAGUCUGGCAGCCAUCCUUCAAAACUCCAUCAUCACGUCCCUGGAUCAGAUACAUGCACACUUUGACUCCAUUCUCUCCAAAAAAGGCACCAAGAUAUUAAUCUGGAACAUCCGCAGGGCCAAAGAUGGCAAGCCAGAGAUUGACUUUGAGACAGAUGAGAGUGACUUCCGUUUGCCCCCGAUUCAGAUCGAGGAGCUGAAGAAGGGUCUCAGGAGCAGUGGAUCCCUGAGAGCCGAACACAACAUCCCAGAAAUGCACUACAGUCUCAGGGCCUACCUCAGUAUCUUGUACCUGAAGCCGAGGACACAGAUUAUUCUGAGAGGGAAGAAGACUGCUGCUAAACUGGUUUCGAAGAGGCUCAAACACAUUGAGCAUGACGUGUACAAACCCCACUUCAGCAAAGAGAAGGUGAAGGUGACCUUCGGGAUGAGCCUGAAAAACAAAGACCACUAUGGCAUCAUGAUGUACCACAAGAACCGGCUCAUCAAAGCCUACGAGAAAGUGGGCUGCCAGCUGAAGACAUCAGGUCAAAGGGCAGGAGUUGGAGUCAUCGGUAUCAUCGAGUGUAACUUUCUCAAACCUGCUCACAACAAACAAGACUUUGAAUACACCAAAGAAUACAGACUCACUCUCGGUGCUUUGGGCCUAAAACUCAAUGACUACUGGAGAGAGGUGACAGAGAAGAAGGCCAGAGAGCGAGAGUUUCAGGCUCUAGACAGAGAUGAAAACGAAGAUGAGCCUGACGAUGACAAGGCUCCCAUGUGGUUACAGUGUGAAGAGUGCCUCAAGUGGCGAAGCGUCCCCACAAAUCAUUACAACGUGGCUCCUGAAAGCUGGACCUGCAGCCAGAACCCCAAUCCACGUUACAGAAGCUGUUCUGCACCAGAGGAAGCAGAAGACAGUGAGGAGUUGUUAACGCCCAGCUACCAGAAGAACCACAAGAAGCAAGAACAUCCCAAAAGCAGAAAACGAGAAAAAUCACUGGAGGUGUGUGCGUUGCAGGACCAAGUCGAUAAACAUCAAAUCCUCUCACGCAGUUCAUCAGAGCCCGGGCAGCCCACCUUCCAGUCUGUGAGAACGCCAGAUGAAUGCCAGACAGAGGAAGACACCAUAGAACAAGAACAGAGAGAUUAUGAUUCAGACACACACACAAGUGAUGAUGCACACACACAACAGAAACUCGCUGGAGGAGAGACAGCCGUUAAAGACGGGGUUCAAGGACGGGUGCAUGUGGAAAAUGAGACAAAUGUUCUCGGGCUUGAAAAUAAACAAAGAAAGAAACAGAAGGACACAAACAUGGAGUCGAUGGAAAGAGAGAACGCAGACACGUCAAGCUACAAAAGGAAAUCGGGAUCAUUAAUGUACUGUGUGACAAAGAAGCUACGUCUUUUGGACGAACAACAGCCUGACUCAGAAAAUGCAGCAGAAGCGGUGAGGCCUGAGAAACAAACAAACGUGCCGGAGACACUGUCUUCAGACAGCGAAAAGCAGGACAGCAGCAGCAGAGUAGAGAAACCGGGUGACACAGCACAGCGAGUCGUCACCAACCUGACCUGGACCCAUUCACUCCCCUCCACCCAAACUGUGAUGGUGUCUCCGCUGAGUCGAACAGAAGGACAGCGGAGCAGACCUCAGUCUCUCGAGGGGAGUGACCGGGAAGCUAACGUUCAGAAGCUGGCAGGGCUGGAGAAAGAAGCCCAGAGGCUACGGAGGCUUCUAGGUUUGGAAAUCACAAAGAUAACUCAAGGCACAAUGACCAUUGCUGGUGGCGGCACUGAAAAGCCAGACGGAGGCCUGGUGACACCACCUGCCUCCACAGCCAGCAGAGAGGUCGGCUGCCAGACGGACACGGCUGAGAGCUCUACGUCGUCUAGUAGCACGGCCCAGGCUCCAGGACUUCAGAGAGCUCUAUGUGGGUCAAAGGAGCAGCCGGAGGAGAAGGAACCCAGGAAGAAGUCAGAAACUCAGAGCAGGAUGAGAUCCAGUGACAGUGAGGCCUGUGAAGACAGCAGAUCACCACAGGAGAGCCUUCGCGGUAUCCGUAACAACGUGUUGGUCCUUCUUACGGCUCUCUUGCCUCAACUGGACCUCGCUGGCAUCAGUCUGGAGACCACGGACAUAGACAACAUCCUGCAGCAGAUCAUAGAGGUCAACUCACUGAAACCAUGAUCAAUACUAUUAUAAUAUCCAUGUUUUUUUUCUAUAUCCAUAAGCAAAGUUUGGGUUGAUGAAUGUCAAACCAGGCAAAGUAUAUCAAAUACCUUUCAGUGCUCACUUGGAAAGCACUGCUUUUGGACAGACUCUCUGACAUGACAUUUUUAUUUUUAUGUUUGCAUGCAGCUGGUUAUAGUACCUCAGUGUGCCUUAAAUUAGAUUUUGGGUUUAAAAGGACACAUGCUUAGAGAGAUGUCGAAAUCUGUGGGAAAAAAAGCAUUAUUUUCAUAGUUUUGCGUUGAACAAUGACAAAACAAAGUUUUAAAACCGUCUCCUCUCUUAUCCUGGAGGAAUGUAGUCUCAGUGUCUGUCAAGUCUGACAGUUACCGGUUUUUCAGCUUUCAUUAACUGCACACACACAUUGUUUUUUUUUGUCACAUCAUUUUUGAAUAAAUUGUGUCCUGUGCUAGUCUAUUUAAAAAAAAAAAACAUCUUAAGGUUGACCUCCUAACUGUUGUAAAAUAUAAUCCUUUUGAUCUGAAAUGAUCUUGUAAGUUAAAAAGUGUGUGAUGUUUUGCUAUGGUUUGUUUUGCUACUGUUUUUACUUAGGCUACUAUUUAAAUUUGUUUUAUACACAUGUAACAUCAGUGAGUCACUGAGUAAGCUUGUCCCUCGACUUGUUCGACUUUUUACAUUUGCAUUAAAAUACUGAAACCA